AUGGGGGCGUUCCUGUGGCUGGCGUUGCUGAGCGGCGUGUGCAGCGGCUACCGGGACUCCUCGUCGUGGCAGGCGCUGGCGCCCGGCAGUGCCGAGCACAAGAUGGCCAGGGCGUUCGUGGUGCACCUCCCCAUCCACACGACGCAGCUGGAGCCCGUCGAAGAUCAGAGGCAGCCAGCCAGCGUCGCGGCGCCCCCGGGACGUCAGGCCGGCUUCGAGACGCACGGCCAGAACCAGAACCAGAACCAGGUUGGUCGCGAGCAGUUCCAGAUGUCCGAAGCAGAAGAGCUGAAGAAGUUGGUGAUACUUUUUAGGAUUCCCCAGGAGCAGCCGGCCGCGUUUCCCCAACAUUCGCCGCCGCCACCCGAAGUGAAACGACAGCCUGAGUCCGACAAGGCAGACUACGAUGUCCAGGUCGACAACAAGUUGCCCAUAAUCCUGAUAGCGCUCGACAAGCCACUCACCUCCCACGCCAAAGUGCAAUCCGUGUCCGCUUGGAAGGAGCAGUUGCCUAGGCCGGCUUCGUCCAAGGAAGACCGAAGUAGCGGCAACAGCAAGGAGUGGAAGCCCAUCGUCUACCCCAGGAAACAGAGGCAAUAUAGUACGCCCGCACCGCAGCGCCAGUGGUCCCACUGGAACAAGAACCAGGACCGAAGGACGUUGUGGACCAAGGAACAGCGGCAGUCAUCGUGGAAGCCUGCCGCACCUUCUAGCGACAGCGUGCAAACCACCGCACCCGCUAAAGAACAGCACAACGAUGGUGGCUCCAACGAAGCCAAGCUACUGCUGCUCCUCGUUCACGAGAACAGCGCCGCCAGCGGAGACAGAGGCAAGACCUGGGAGUCAGCCACAGCCCAGCAGAACCUGAACGAGCCGACGGCCUCACCUUGGCGGCCAAGCAACAAGCUCUCUCAACCUCGCCAGCCACAGAUCAUGAUAGACGUGAUGCAGAAGAGUUGGCGCCCCGCCGGGCCUUCGCGCGGUUGGGCACAACCACAGCAGAGGAGCUGGCAGCAGCAGCAACAUCAACAGCAGCAGGAAAAUCAUCAGCAGCAGGAAAAUCAGCAGCAACAGGAAAAUCAGCAGCAGCAGCAGCAGCAGCAGCAGCAGUCCUUUAGGCCUCGUCCGGUGGUCUGGCAUUCGGGUGUGCCGAACAGUUCGCCCCGCGGUUCCCAUUACAACACCUACGUGCAAAAAAGGAACUACGACCACUACGGCACCGUUCAACGGUACUGA
Molecule: messenger RNA, 1236 nt
Organism: Dermacentor albipictus
Lineage: Eukaryota; Metazoa; Arthropoda; Arachnida; Ixodida; Ixodidae
Source: RefSeq, a predicted model, not a curated record